AUGGCUGUGGAAUUGAAAUUAAAAAUCAACAACACACACACAAAUGGUUUGGUCGAGCAUAAUCAGCGGAUAUGUCUAGCCAGUGCUUCCUCUAUACUUAGCUACUCUAUGGACUGGACUAUCUUGGACUCUUACAAGGACACUAGGAAAUUACUUGAAUCCCUUGAAAUCCUCCAGCAGCCACAGCUAAUGGCCAUUUUGGGUGAUUCGACGCUCAGUCUACACAAAAUGGCUGAUUUACGCGAUAUAAACCUCUCUAUUAAGAACGUUGUCGCUAUUUCUACUCUCAAUUCCACUCACUCUUCUCUCUCCGCGGAGGCUGCGAUGCAAGGCCGUAAGAGGGGCACAUCUAAACGGCGCAUACGGCUACGGCCGAUAGAUCCGCUAGAAACGCCCACGCCCAUCCAAUCCCUUCUCGCUGUGGUCACCAAACGUAAGGUGUCUGUCUACACCUGGACACAAGACACAGCUCAACACACCGACAUUCCACUGCCCAACACUCCCAAACUGGUGAAGAUACUCAACCCUUACACCACAUUCAUCGCUUACUCAGCUUCUGAAUACUCCCUCAUCCAAUUCGAUAUCAAGUCUCAAUCCGUUUACUCGAUAAAUGACGUCAUUCUCCCCAGCACCAACAAAUCCUCCCUCACUGCAAACCUCACCGGCUUUCUCUACCGCUCCAAGCCUCUUAUGACUCCUCUCGACAGUGAGCACAUUAUCCUCGUCGAUGGCACCCAAGUCCUCGUCAUCGAUCAGGAUGGCGUCAUUGCGAAAUCUACGACGAUACCUGCAUCCGCAGAUGACAUAGCUUCAGCCAGGCCAUUCAUAUACAUCACUAUUCCUCCAUACUCCAACGAGACGGGUUCCACCCACGUCUACUCCUCCUAUACUCUCGAACUGGUGCAGGUCCUCCCAGUCGUAUGCAGCUUUCUCCACAAAUCCUCCUCUGUACUUUACGUUGAUGCCCCGGACGGUGUCUCUACUAUAGAACUGGUCAACACUAAGCUGCUCAUCGACAGCAGCGUCAAGCAGGGUAAAUAUGACGAGGCGCUCGCGCUCCUCGACAGUGGUAGCGGUAUUGACAUUACCCAAGCUGAGCAGGCGGAACUGCGCCUUAAAAUACUUCAACUUUACUCCAUCAGUCUCGUCGAUGCGGGGUUGGUUGACGACGCGAUUGAUAUUUUUAUCGAACUGCACACCAACCCCGCCAAAGUGAUUGCACUCUUCCCCGAAAACAUCUCAGGUAGGCUGUACACACCGACGCACGAGUGGAGCAUCCUCUUCGGGGACUUCGCCAAGCUGUACAAACACGUCGACGAGAGGGGGGAGAGUGAGUGCGAAGACGCUAUCCACAACUCUGCCUCUAUGUCCUCAAUCAAGAGCGACACGGACUCCGCGUCGGUUAAGAGCAAUGGCACUGCUCGGACAGCAAAAAAAGAGAAGAGCUCUAUUGAAGCCCUACUGCGCUAUCUCACUGACAGAAGGCAGAAAUUGAAGGGGAGCAUGAGCCAGAAGAAGCACUCUGCGUGCACAUCUCUCAACGUGAAACUCACCGAUCUCACCAAACAGCAGCUCCUCGACCUCCCGAGCAGCCCGGCAGAGAGCCUUAACGGCAGUGAGCUCGCUGUGUUGGCUGCUGUCGUCGACACUGCGCUGUUCAAAGCUUAUAUAGAAACUAGACCUGCACUCGUUGGCUCUCUGUGUCGGCUCGAGAAUCACUGUCAGCCUGAGGAGGUGGAGGUUUCACUCCUCGACAGAAGAAAAUACAGUGAAUUAGUGUCCCUCUACAAGAGUAAAAAUAUGCAUGGCAAAGCUCUCGACCUGCUCAAAAGAUUGUGUCUUGAGAGCGAAAGUGAGAAUGAGAAUGAGAAUGGUAAUGAGGAAAGUGACUUAGAGCCGUGCAUCGCCUACACGCAACAGCUAGGUCGAGAGUAUAUCGAUCUCAUACUCGACAAAUCGAGAUGGAUGUUCGACGUGAACAAAGACAUAGCGAUACAGAUAUUUAUAGCAGACGACGAGAGGGUGGAGAGUCUGCCGCGUCUGCGCGUCGCGCACUACCUUCACGACAUCGACAGCCAUCUCAGCCUGCGCUAUCUCAAAUACGCCACAGAGGAGAUUAACGACCAGGAUCCAGCGCUGCAUGACUACUAUGCUGACGCGCUCCUACAAGCUACAUUACAUAGUCGAAACACACCCUCUUUCGACAGCACAUACGCUUCUUAUGUCGCCUUCUUAUCACGUAGUCAGCAGUAUGCACCGAAAGAACGGCUCAGAGGUAUUCCAGCGGAUGCUCUCCUCCUCGCGCGCGCUAUCCUCGCCGACCGUCUGGGGCGGCACGAUGACGCGCUGCGCCUGUACGCACUCGACUUGCGCGACUAUGAUAGCGCCAAGAAGUACUGCAAUCACGUCGAGAGCAAGGAUCGGUCGAUAUACACAAAGCUGCUCAAGCUAUAUCUCCGGUGUGAUGAACGUACAGCACCGGCGAGCUAUUACAAGACUUCGUCCGCGUCGGCUUCGGUGUCGCCGUCACCGACCCCGUCGCGCACGCCUAUCUCUGAUGACACUUCCAAUCCGCUCAAUGCACCCAAUGCACUCUAUAUGAAAGAAGCAGUCCUUUUGCUCACCGCGUUUCCCACCAAGUUCAAUCUCAGCGAGGUGCUUAACCUCAUUCCAAGCAUCACUACGGUCGAUGAGUUGAACGUAUUCUUGCUGCGCAGCUACAAAGCUAUCGUUGGAAAACAAAGAUGGAACUCUGUCACUGCUAAUAUUCGUAAAGCUGAAGAUACACGACUGGCUGCGAAGCUGGUAGAUUUGGAGAGCAGGUAUGUUGUUGUGGAUGACAACAGAGUCUGUCCGGAAUGCCUAAAACGUUUAGGGAAUAGUGUCAUUUCUGUACACUCCCCUCGUGGCCAGGUCACACAUCUCGGCUGCAAAGACCGUUUCAGUGUAAAGCUGCAACGUACACAAGGAUAUACAAAACAAGACACUAUCUAA
This is a messenger RNA of Wallemia ichthyophaga EXF-994, 2994 nucleotides long. Its product is annotated as Vam6/Vps39-like protein. The transcript has 7 exons. Bases 1 to 2994 code for a protein of 997 amino acids. Gene Ontology annotation, biological process: autophagy; vesicle-mediated transport; endosomal vesicle fusion. NCBI's taxonomy places the organism in Eukaryota, Fungi, Basidiomycota, Wallemiomycetes, Wallemiales, Wallemiaceae. The record is from RefSeq and is a predicted model, not a curated record. Gene Ontology annotation, cellular component: cytoplasm; fungal-type vacuole membrane.